CUUCAUAUAAUAUAACUUAGUUAAUAGUUUCAUACACUACACAAUUUAUGCUACCCCUAGCCCUCAAACUACAAAAUCAGCUAAAACAAAUCCUACUUGGUGUUUUGUUUUUGUGAACCAUGACUUUGUUAUUGUGGAUUCUGACUUUGUUAUUGAGAAAUAUGACUUUUUAAUGCAUUUAGUUCAAUAUGAUGUUGAAUAUGUCAUAUUUAAUAGUAUACUACGUAUAUAAUAUUUUCUAAAUAGUGCACUUGACAUGAGUGAGGUGAGCGCUUUUUUGCACCUUGCGCCUCAGGCGAUAUAAAUACUCUAGCGUCAUGAGUGCGCCUCGUGACUUGACUACCUUGCAUACACCCAUUGUUAGGGCAGCGGCCAUCUGCUAUCCAUAGGACCUUUUGGACAAGAUUAUUGACUGCCGGCAUAUCCAGGAAUACUAUGAUAAAGCUCUAACAAUUGGUUUAAUAGGUUAUGCUCAGUUGUAUUUCUCUGAGGAGAGUUGCAACAAUGUUCGUGGCUUGCUUAAAAUUUUGUCACCUUGCGAGUAUGCAUGAAUUUAUAGUGUGCAGUUGGUAACUAAUCUACGCUCUAUAAAUUAAUCAUCGUUAUAAAUUUAAUCCCACCAAUCCCAAAUCCCAACUAGUUGAUAUUAAGAUGAUCAUGAUGAUGACCAUUUCUCAAGUUUUACUUUGUACUGCUUGCAAGAUGAAGCAAUUCUACCCCCACUGCCAAUCCAAAACUACUUCCCAACCACCACAAAUGAACUCAGCCUCACACACUCGUUAAUGGCCGCCAGCAAAACCAUCAAUGGUGACUGCUGCCACAAUAAAUGUGACCCUACUAGCCGCCUCGUUAACCCCACCACACCCCAGCCCUCAACCCCACCACACCCCAGCCCUCAAGCCCACCACACCACACCCCGCCCCUUCCUUGCACAGUCACGUGAAACCCUAGGGUUAGCAUCGCCGCUGUCGACUUCAUAUGAAAAUAAAGGACCUAAAUCCCAGCUGCCAGGAUCUUUGCCUCAGAUCUGGAAACUAGGACGACGACGACAAUCUUGUUCUACCAUGCUCGUUCAUCUUGUCGCCGCUUCAAUGAAAACGACAAUGUAAAUUUGGUUCCGAUUUGGAAAUGUUUAAAUCAGAUAUCACGGCGGAACAAGGGUUCGAUUUGCACUCUUGCCUAUGUUGCAAUGGUCACAACUCUGCGUGCUCUGGCUGCUCCAAUCCGGUUGCUGCUUGGUAAAAGUUUAAGAAGCCUCUUUUCGUUCAAAAAAUAACAUGGUUGAAUCUCCCCGUGAGUUUAUUGCAGCUUUGAAAGAGAGGCAAAACCCUCUCCAAUAAAACCGCACCUCUCGUCGCCAUCUGUUUCUAAGUACUCUCCUUGGCGCACAUAUAAAAACCAGAAGCCUUUAUAUAUAUAGGAAUACAUCUGGCACAGAUAGCGUGUGGAUUGUAAGAAAGUGGUGUUAAAAAUUGUAGAUAUUAGUUACUACGUAUUAUCCAAUGUUCUAAGAAUGAAAAUAAAGAAGUUAC
Cuscuta europaea is the source of this 1532-nucleotide messenger RNA. NCBI's taxonomy places the organism in Eukaryota, Viridiplantae, Streptophyta, Magnoliopsida, Solanales, Convolvulaceae. The record is from the annotation of a GenBank genome assembly.